Messenger RNA from Prunus avium (sweet cherry), 1356 nucleotides. RefSeq lists its product as uncharacterized. Gene Ontology annotation, molecular function: RNA-DNA hybrid ribonuclease activity; nucleic acid binding. NCBI's taxonomy places the organism in Eukaryota, Viridiplantae, Streptophyta, Magnoliopsida, Rosales, Rosaceae. The record is from RefSeq and is a predicted model, not a curated record.
AUGGUUAAGCACGUCCUUGAGCUGUAUGAAAAUGGCUCCGGGCAGCAAGUUAACUUUGACAAAAGUUCUCUCUUUUUUAGCUCAAAUUGUUCGCAAGGAGCUCGUGAUUGUUUGGCAAGACAUUUAAACAUCCCCCAGGGGCGGGGUUUUGGGAAAUACUUGGGACUCAAAUCUGAGUUUGGCCACUCCAAGAAGGAGGUGUUUGAAGAGAUCAGGGAGAAGGUGGCGACAUGUGUGCAUGGGUGGGCAGAGAACUUUCUGACAAUGGCUGGAAAGGAGGUGUUGCUGAAAGCAGUGGCACUUGCGCUACCUACGUAUAUGAUGUCUUGCUUCCUACUUUCGCAGGGUGUGUGUGAAGAUAUCCUUCGUGCUCUUGCUUCCUUUUGGUGGGGUAGUCAAGGUACUAGAAAGGGGUUACACUGGGCAAAGUGGAAGAAGUUGACACAGAGGAAGGAAUGUGGGGGGCUGGAUUUUAAGGACUUGUUUUGUUUUAAUCGUGCCAUGCUUGCCAAGAUUGGCUGGCACUUAUUAUCGCAGCUGAAUUCGCUGCUUCAUCAGGUGUUACAAGCGAAAUAUUUUCCUAAUGGCUCUUUUCUGGAGGCACAGCUUGGACGGGGGCCGUCAUGGGGAUGGCGAAGCAUGUUAAAAGGGCGGCAGGCUUUGAUGGCGGGGCUCAGAUGGCGUAUUGGGGAUGGACAGUCAGUCAAUGUACAACGAGAUCCGUGGUUGCCGAUGCCCUACCACUUUAAGGUAAGGACACCAUCACCCCUGCUGCCGAAAAGGGUAUCGGACCUUAUUGAUCCUAUUUUGCGCCAAUGGGAUGUGCAUACGGAUUCUGGACGGGAUGGAUUGCUGAGCUCAAUUGCAUACGGGCUCUGGCGACUAUGGAAGUGCCGAAAUACUCUGGUAUUUGAAGGGACCACGGUUCACCCAGCAGAGGCUGUGGAGUUUAUGUACAAACAGCACAAUGAGUUUUUGCAAACCAAGGAGCAGGGGACGGAGACAACACCCAGCUAUGGAGUUGGCGGAGUACAGCCAAGCAUGGGCACUCAGCAAUGGUCCUGCCCUCCGAUGGCUUUCGCUAAAAUUAAUUGUGAAGGGGCAUGGACAUCACAAACUCUGCGUGGUGGGUGGGGUUGGGUGAUACGUAAUGCAUCUGGUGUUUUCAAAGGGGUUGGGCGGGAAGGUGGCGUGCGAUGCGGCUCGGCAAUAGCUGCUGAAGCUGAGGCAUUACGGGCUGGUCUGUGUGCGGGGUUGGACCAGGGCUGGCAACGGGUGGUGCUGGAGUUUGACUCCAAGCUCAUGAUUGAUAUGUUGACAGGGGCGGUUGUUCUGACUCCCGGGUUGAAGGUAUAG